Molecule: messenger RNA, 2616 nt
Organism: Phacochoerus africanus (Common warthog)
Lineage: Eukaryota; Metazoa; Chordata; Mammalia; Artiodactyla; Suidae
Gene: REXO5
Product: RNA exonuclease 5
Exons: 20
Coding region: 76-2409 (777 amino acids)
Cellular component (GO): nucleus
Molecular function (GO): RNA binding; exonuclease activity
Source: RefSeq, a predicted model, not a curated record
GCGGCGGCUCUGGCUGAAGCUGAGGCGGCGACUGCGGCGGUGUGCGCUCUCCGCCGGGCUGCUGUUCAGCGCUUCAUGGAGCCAGAGAGGGAGAGGACUGGGAGGGCCCCCAAGAGGGGCAAGAAGAGGAGGCGCGUCGCGAACCAGCUGGUCGGGGCGGCUGAGGCGAUGAGAGCCCGGUGGGAUCUUGAGGAGAGACAGCAGCCCGAGGCCAAGAAAGCUCGCUUAUCUACCAUUUUAUUUGCUGAAAACUGUGAAAUAACCCAUGGCCAGUUAUGUGAAUUGCUGAAGUAUGCAGUUCUAGGCAAAUCCAGUGUUCCUAAACCCAGCUGGUGCCAGCUUUUUCACCAAAACCACCUGAACAACGUGGUGGUUUUUAUACUGCAGGGGAUGAGUCAGCUACACUUUUACAGGUUCUAUUUGGAAUUUGGAUUUCUCCGAAAGGCAUUCAGACAUAAAUUCCGAUUGCCUCCCCCAUCAUCUGAUUUCCUAGCUGAUAUCAUUGGGCUGCAAAGGAAAAAGAAAAUUGGGGAUCUGUCCAAAACAAUGGAAGAAGCGUCUUUACCUUCUGUGAGCUCAAAAGUCAGCAUCAGCCCACAGAAUGACCCCAUCAUUCAAAAGUAUGGCUCUAAGAAAGUGGGCUUGACCAGAUGCCUUCUUACAAAGGAGGAAAUGAAAGCGUACCACUUUCCAUUACAAGGUUUUCCUGACUGUGAGAACUUUGUUCCUACCAAAUGUAAUGGUUCUAUAACAGACAAUAGUCCUCUCUUUGGGCUUGAUUGUGAAAUGUGCCUCACAUCCAAGGGGAGAGAACUAACACGCAUCUCACUGGUUGCUGAAGGAGGCUGCUGUGUUAUGGAUGAACUUGUUAAACCUGAUAACAAGAUUGUAGACUACCUCACCAGUUUCUCAGGAAUCACAAAGAAGAUUCUUAACCCAGUGACAACCAAGCUCAAAGAUGUACAGAGACAGUUAAAAGCAUUACUUCCUCCUGAUGCUGUGUUAGUGGGUCACUCCUUAGACUUAGAUCUCAGAGCACUGAAAAUGAUACAUCCGUAUGUUAUUGAUACAUCAUUGCUUUAUGUCAGAGAGCAGGGCAGAAGAUUUAAGCUCAAAUUCUUAGCCAAAACUAUUUUGGGGAAGGAUAUACAGUGUCCAGAUAGGCUUGGUCAUGAUGCCAUAGAAGAUGCUAGAACAACCCUUGAAUUGGCCCGGUAUUUCCUCAAGUAUGGCCCAAAGAAGAUUGCAGAACUAAAUCUGGAAACAGUAGCUAGUCACCAGGAACUACAAGCAGCAGGCCAAGAGCCAAGAAAUACGGCAGAAGUAGUUCAGCAACUAAAUGCGGGUGUUUUAGAAUGCUUGGACUCAUUGGGCCAGAAGCUCCUUUUCUUGACCAGGGAGGCAGAUGCUAGUGAACUUUCAUCUUCUAAAACCUGUCAAACUAUUAAGUGCCUUUCAAAUAAAGAGGUUCUUGAGCAGGCUAGAGUGGAAAUACCCCUGUUUCCCUUCAGCAUCGUGCAGUUCUCUUUUGAACCCUUUUCACCCAACCUCACUGAGGAGAUGAACAAAAGGAUGCAAAUCAAGUGGACAGAGAUGUCAACUGUCUAUGCUGGGCCAUUUAGCAAAAAUUGUAACCUGAGAGCUCUGAAGAAGCUGUUUAAGAGUUUUGGUCCAGUCCGGUCGAUGACUCUUGUUCUUGAAACCCAUCAGCCACAUCUCUGUAUACAAUAUGAAGUCCUGGAAGCUGCUCAGCUGGCCAUAGAAUCUUUGGAUGGCAUCCUGGUAGAAGGUGCCUGCAUCAAGGUGCAGAGGCCUGUGACAGAGCUUACCCUUGAUUGUGACACCCUUGUGAAUGAGUUAGAACAUGAUUCUGAGAACCGAGGUACUAUAUACCUGUCUGGAGUGAGGGAAACUUUCAAAGAACACCUGUUGCAGCGGUCCAGCCUCUUCCUGGGCCUGGAAGCUGUGAUCCUGCCUAAAGAUCUUAAAAGUGGAAAGCAGAAAAAAUACUGUUUCUUGAGAUUCAAAACUUUUGGCAGGGCCCAGAGAGCCCUCGACAUCCUCACAGGCAAGGACUGGAAGCUGAAAGGCAGGCAUGCCCUAACCCCCAGGCAUCUCCAAGCAUGGCUCAGGGGCUUACCUCCCGAAUCAAGAAGGCCCCCAGGGCUUCGUGUCAUACCUCCCCCCUCGGAGCAGGAGGCCUUGCAGAUGUUGAAGGUGGACCAUCCAAAGAUAGCAGCCUGGCGCUGGGGCCGAAAGAUAGGAAAGCUCUACCACAGCUUGUGCCCAGGCACCCUUUGCCUCAUCCUGCUGCCAGGAACCAAGAGCACUCAUGGAUCACUGUCUGGCCUAGGACUGAUGGGAAUAAAAGAUGAAGAGGAAAGCUCCACCCCAAACAUGUGUUCGUGAGUCUGCCUACCACUUACCAUGUGCCAUGUCUUAUCCCUCAUGGGCAAUGGCAGAGAAUGUGGUUGGGCUGCUGGCACUCCAGAGGCUGCCAGACUCCUUUAUAUAGUAGACAGCUUUUUUGGAAACUUUGUAUCAGCUGUACCAGCUAAGGAGUCUAGUGUAUUUAUGUGGCAUGUAUAAAUUUUCAAUAAAUGCCUAAAAUUCAAA